AUGGCUCCCAUGUAUAUUGUUGUUCGAGAGUUUAAGAGGAACAAAACCUCUGCUGCCUUGAAGUUGAGAACGAUGUUACACAGAGCAGAGGUAGUGAAGAGAUCAAAUCAAGAGGAUGUGUUUUUCAUGACGAAGAGUAGUGCAAAAAUGUGUAUCACUACCCUGUCUGACAUCUUCGAGAAAAGAGAGACUGGGGAUUUCUGGGUACCUGCACAGAUCAUCGGUAUAGAGUUUGAUGUUAAUGCUUGGUUUUAUGAGUCCUGCAAAGCACAAAGAUGUAAUAAGAAAUUGGAAAUAAAGAAGGGAAUUUUUGAGUUCAGUAAGUGUGGUAGCAAGUGGCAUGAGGGCAUGUACAGGUAUAAAAUCAAAGUUAGAGUUGUUGAUCUUAAUGGUACAACACCUUUUCUAUUAUGGGAUCAUGAAGCACUGGAUUUGUUGAGUGUAAAAGUUGAUGAAGUGAUAGCAAUGCAACCAAAGGUAAUGACCAAGAUUCCUAACAACUUAAGAGUUUGGUGGGCAAAAGGGUUUUUUUUUUCAGAGGAAGAGGUAGAGAGUCCAAAUGUGAAUGUUGUGAAAGAAGCUACUGUUCCUAUAAUUGAGAAUGAGGUGCUCAAGUCCACUGCAAUGCUUUCAUCUCCGGAGGCAAUGGACUCCUUAAUCUCAACUAAAAUACCUGACAAAGAAAGUGAUCUUGAAUACCACCAAGCAGUUGAGGAGUUUAUGAUACAUGGUCCUUGCCGUAUUGCUAGGAAAACUUCACCUUGCAUGGUUAAUGGGAAAUACUCUAAACAAUUUCCAAAGAAGUUUGUUGAUUCCUCAAGUUUUAAUAAAGAUGGAUACCCAUUAUAUAGAAGACAUGAUGAUGGCAAAACAGUUACACGAAAUGGCAUUCAAUUGGAUAAUCGAGUAAUGCGCCUAACUAAGAAUUUGAGAUUAAAUAAAAUGGAACCUAGUGUGCAUCAUGAGCAAUUAGAAGAGUUUGCUAAUUGGCUAACUUCAAUAAGUGAUGGUACUAUUGGAGUAGAUAACGAUGGUUACGCUGAUUUUGAUAUCCCAUCAAAAUUGUUGUUGCAAUCAGAUGGUGAUCCUAUUUCCACUAUUGUCCGGAGUACUUUCCCCAACUUUACUGGUGCCACCAUGGAUGGAAGUUGUUUUAAGAGCAGUGCAAUUCUAGCACCAACAUUAGAGGUGGUCAAUGAAGUCAACCAAUAUAUGUGA
Messenger RNA from Ipomoea triloba (trilobed morning glory), 1218 nucleotides. RefSeq lists its product as uncharacterized. The transcript is spliced from 8 exons. NCBI's taxonomy places the organism in Eukaryota, Viridiplantae, Streptophyta, Magnoliopsida, Solanales, Convolvulaceae. Bases 1 to 1218 code for a protein of 405 amino acids. The record is from RefSeq and is a predicted model, not a curated record.